UUCUCUGAUGUUGCCACUUUCCUCGGUAGAUCCGGGUUCAAGCUAAGAUCUUUUUCACUCUGCAAAUUAUAUAUGUCCCUGGCUCCUCCUAGCUAGGGCUUUGUUCAGCGAGUCUAAUCGUACGCGAACUCUGAGUUGGCCCGAGUUCAGCAAUGUACAGUGGGUCCAGUGAUGGCGAAGGCCAUGAGGCCGCGCAGAGGAAGAUCCCGCCUGCUUCGUCCAUGUUGUGGGUUCGGAACCUCCGCCGCUUCAUCGGAUCCGGUACCGGACUCGGAUCCGAAGCUCUCAUGGAGCUUGAAACAAAGAGAAUCUUGCUUGAUAUUUUCAAAGAGAAGCAACAAAAAAGUGCUGAAGCUGGCACAAUACCAAGUUUCUAUAAGAAGAAACCUGAAGAUGGAUCUAUUAGUCACAGGGUCCAGAGGCUGGCAAAAUAUCGGUUUUUAAAGAAGCAAUCAGAUCUUUUGCUAAAUGCUGAUGAUCUAGAUGCUAUGUGGGUUUGCUUAAGGGAAAAUUGUGUGAUUGAUGAUGCAACUGGUGCAGAAAAGAUGAAUUAUGAAGACUUUUGCCACAUUGCCUCUGUAUGUACAGAGCAGAUAGGGCCCAAAUGCCGUCGCUUUUUCAGCCCUUCCAAUUUCAUGAAGUUUGAGAAAGACGAACAAGGAAGAAUUGCCAUUCUGCCCUUUUACCUUUAUGUGAUGAGAACGGUUUCACUUACCCAAGCUAGAAUUGACAUGAGCGAGCUUGAUGAGGAUUCUGAUGGUUUCCUUCAACCUCAAGAAAUGGAGGCCUAUAUACGAGGUCUUAUACCUAAUCUGGCGCAAUUACGGGACAUGCCUGCAAGCUUUGUUCAAAUGUAUUGCCGCAUAGCUGCGCAGAAGUUCUUUUUCUUCUGCGACCCUCAUAGACGAGGAAAAGCGUGCAUAAAAAAGGUGUUAUUAAGUAAUUGUCUCCAGGAACUAAUGGAACUGCACCAGGAAAGUGAGGAAGAAGUCACUGACACUGAGCAAGCUGAAAACUGGUUCUCUAUGGCAUCUGCCAAGCGCGUAUGUGACAUCUUCAUUUUGCUUGAUAAAGAUAACAAUGGAACAUUGAGCAAGCAGGAGCUUCGAGAAUAUGCGGAUGGGGCAUUGACUGAAAUUAUCAUUGAAAGAGUGUUUGAUGAGCAUGUUCGACGAGGAAAAGUUGGGGGUGCAAGUUCAAGGGAGAUGGACUUUGAUAGUUAUCUGGACUUUGUUCUGGCCUUAGAAAACAAAGACACUCCAGAAGGGUUAACAUAUUUGUUUCGAUGUCUUGAUCUUAACGGGAGGGGUUACCUUACAACAGCUGAUAUACACUCUCUUUUCAGGGAUGUACAUCAGAAAUGGAUCGAGGGUGGAAACUAUGAAUUGUGUAUUGAGGACGUAAGGGACGAAAUCUGGGACAUGGUUAAGCCAGCUGAUCCACUACGGAUAACAUUGGCUGAUUUACUAGCUUGCAAACAAGGUGGCACUGUAGCCAGCAUGCUCAUAGAUGUGCGUGGUUUCUGGGCGCAUGACAAUAGAGAAAAUCUUCUUCAAGAAGAGGAGGAACCCGAAGAAGAAUCGUAAAUACACUUGAUGACUUGAAAGUUUGUUUCUUUACUAACAAAUUUAGAGGGUUUUGUUUUCUUUUGGUUUUUGGUUUUCGGUUUUUUACUUGUGUUAACGAGAUGAAUUGCAUCGAAUUGUAGCUAUCCUUGUAGUACUGUGUAAGUCAAUGUGAAAUGUAAAAUAAUAAUAUAGCUGAUUGUUGAUUGCA
Prunus persica (peach) is the source of this 1776-nucleotide messenger RNA. RefSeq names its product probable serine/threonine-protein phosphatase 2A regulatory subunit B'' subunit TON2. NCBI's taxonomy places the organism in Eukaryota, Viridiplantae, Streptophyta, Magnoliopsida, Rosales, Rosaceae. Gene Ontology annotation, molecular function: calcium ion binding. The coding region runs from base 153 to 1586 and encodes 477 amino acids. Gene Ontology annotation, biological process: regulation of dephosphorylation; cortical cytoskeleton organization; microtubule cytoskeleton organization. Gene Ontology annotation, cellular component: centrosome; spindle. The record is from RefSeq and is a predicted model, not a curated record. The transcript has 12 exons.